Mercenaria mercenaria is the source of this 1296-nucleotide messenger RNA. Its product is annotated as putative nuclease HARBI1. The record is from RefSeq and is a predicted model, not a curated record. Lineage: Eukaryota; Metazoa; Mollusca; Bivalvia; Venerida; Veneridae. The transcript has 2 exons. Bases 1 to 1296 code for a protein of 431 amino acids.
AUGGAAGAUCCAGAAAGACUAAGGAGGCUAUAUAUGCUUGCUAUAGCCCAGCAUGAAGUAGAUGUACUGUACUUGAACAUAGCUGAACACAUCGAGGGACCUCGCCCGCAGAGAAGAAGACCCCGACGAAGACGACAGUGCUGGACUAAAUCAUGGAUAUUAAGGCAUCAAGAGUUUGGUCUGUACGACCUACUCAUGGUUGAGCUUCGCCAGGAAGAUGUCAGUACCUUCACGAACUUCAUGCGCAUGCCACCUGAAAUAUUUGAUGAGAUGCUUGGACGUGUCAGAGGCAGAUUGACAAAGCAGCACACCUUUUACCGAGAGCCCCUCGAACCUGGCCUGAAACUGGCGGUGACACUGCGACAUUUGGCUUCUGGAUCUAAGUAUGCUGACAUGAAGUUUGGGUGGCGCGUUCCAUCCAACACAAUCUCCGUCCUUGUCCGUGAAGUGUGCCGGGCGAUCGUUGACGAGUAUCUGGAUGAUGUGAUGACCCCUCCAAGCACUCCUGAAGCCUGGCGUGAGAUUGCCAACCAGUUCAUGACAAGGUGGAACUUCCCUCAUUGUUGUGGUGCCCUUGACGGCAAACAUGUUGCCUGCAGAUGCCCUAACUCUUCAGGAUCAACCUACUACAACUACAAGGGAUUCUAUUCUGUGGUGAUUAUGGCCCUAGUGGACGCAGAUUACAAGUUCAGCUGGGCAGAUGUUGGUGGGAAAGGAGCAGCAUCCGACGCACAAAUCUAUAACGGGUCUGAGCUGAAAGAAUGCAUCGAUGAUGGCUCCACUGGCUUCCCACCAGCUGAACCCCUGCCCAACGACAACGAGGAUGUGCCGUACUACCUAAUCGGUGACGACGCGUUUGCCUUGAGGUCUAACAUGAUGAAGCUGUAUUCGCACCGUGGUAUGAGCGACGACGAUAGGAUCUUCAACUACAGGCUGUCAAGGGCACGUCGUGUGGUCGAGAAUGCCUUUGGCAUCCUUGCCAAUAGGUUCCAGGUUCUCCUCACCACUAUGAACCAUGCUCCCGCAACCGUAAGGCUCAUCGUUACCACGUGCCUGUGUUUGCACAAUCUCAUUCGUAUGAGGUAUCCACGUCAGCAGAACAUUCGCAUGGACCGUGAGGACGAUAAUCAUCAAGUAAUUCCUGGACAUUGGAGAACACAGCUCAAUCUGGAGGACAUCGUCAAUGUCAGAGGGCCUAACGUGGACAACAGACAGGGGAAGCGCCAGAGGGACCUCCUGAAACACUGGUGCAACUCAGAGGCUGGUGCUGUUCCAUGGCAAUUGGAUAUGAUAUGA